CUCUCAUUCAAACUUCAUUGCGCACUGAACAUCGUCUACAUCCAUUAUGCCCUAAAUGACCCACAGACAGGACCGGACACACACCACGGAAAACGCUUGCCGCCCAGCUCAUCAUGUGUGAUGGCUCCAGGCAGAUGGCGGACGAUACGCGGUGUCUCGAUACUCACAUGCCUUCGGAGCCCUUGUUAGUGCGUCUCUGACAUUAGAAAGGCAACAGAGUGAGCUGUGCAGGUGAAUGUUUAUGUGCUAUCAGGUUACUUGAUGAUUGACGCAAUAUUCUCGUCAAGCUGUCGCUUCUCUGCCUCAAGCCCAUCCCUUUCGUCCUCCAAAGACUCGAGUUUAUCUUUGCCGUGACUCACGAAUCCUUGCAGAAACAGAGCCAGGGACAGGAGCUCACUUUUGGAGCACUGCCUACACGGCGAGCAAAGCACACACAGCACACUAUCGCCUUUCUUCCUCUUGCCUCUUGUGUGCGUUCGACUCGCCUGAGGGACUCCGGUGUCGCGAGCAUGCCUCCAGCGCAGUAGACAGAGAGCAGCUUAUCCCAAUCAGGCUGCACGGAUGCAAAGUCUACGAUGGUCUUCUCGUCUUCCGAAGGGCUUGCGCACUCAUUGCCACUUCGUUCCAUUCGUUUGCCAGCAGCGAUAGACUGAUGCUCUCGCGCAAUGCUCUCCAGGACACAGUCGUCUUCGCAGUCCGCCUCAGGCGUCGAGACAUCUCUCUGUUGAGCCGGCUCCGCCAAGUCAGCCAAUACACGGUCUGGUGGGUACAGAGACACCACAGGGGGGAAGACGGUCCAUGCAGAAUGAAUGUUGUGUACACGUGUCUCAUGUAUGUGUGUACCUGCUUCUUGCUGCAGCUCCAUCAUGUCAUCUUCAGGGCUGUCUCCCUCGCACAGAGACUCCAGCAAGGAAUCUGCUGUUUGCCGUCGAUCGUCCAGAGACACAGAGGGCUUCCUCACAGUUUCCGAUAGAUCCGAGGGGACGCGUGGCAGCUCGAGACAAACCAACCCGCCUUUGACCCGCACCAAGCGCUCGUCUUGAUGGCCGGCUGAUUGCUCUUCCUCUGUCCGCUGCCAGUGGGCUUCUGUUCCACCAUUCUCAGUGUCUGCGCUUUCUGAUGCCGAGACGUCGGUCUUUAUGGGCUCUGAUGCAGCUGUACCAGAGCCCGAUUCCAGCCAUCUUUCGACAGGGAGGUCUGCUGCGUUGACAGCGGGACGCGGCGUGGGCACAAGAAAGGGACGGCGUGUGUCAUCAGCAGCGUUGGCAGAUGUAGAAACGCAAUCAUCGCCCUCGGCUCCAGCAGCUUUGGCCUUCGUCUUCCAUGCCGCAAGCCGAGCCUCGAAGUCUUCCAGCAGAACGAGGAAGAAGGGAUCCAUGGGGUGGAAUCUUGACACGUGUCUCGUCUUCAUGUCUUUUCCUUUCCCCCUGCUCUCGCCUUCGCGGAGGUAGAAGGUCACCCCGGUGUCGUGGUGGUGCUCAAACUGCCAUCGGAGAGGAAGAGGGCACAGCUGCAUGGAGAAAAAGACAGUCGCGGCACAUGGCUGCAAACGGUGAAUGAAGAAAUUCUAUUGAUAGUUCUUCGUCGUACCACGGCCAGCUUGAGUGCCCAUGUCAGGGUGGCACGAUUGCCUUCAGGCACAUCGUCUUUGGACUUGAGAAGAGUUGAUGGCCUGAUGGGGCGGCAUGUGAUUUGAGCAAACGCCUCAAAAUAUCUGGAAAAAGGGACAUGAUCUCUUUUUGAUCUCCUGCCUGAUUGAUUUAAUACCUCGCAAACGCCACGAGGUGGUCGUGUCUGAUAAAGGGGGUGCCAUCGAUCACUUGAAUGUCUAUAUCCCCACCACGACAGGAGCCGCCGGGACUCGCCCUGGAAAGCACAAGAGAAGAAGGGACACCGUUACGAUGCGUGACGGCACACACUGACGGACUUACCACAUACCUCACCACUGGCCGCGCAAUCUGCUGUGCUUCCUCGAUAGAGCAUCCAUCGAGUGGCAGAGGCCACUGAGACAUGCCAAACGGAUAAUUUCCCUCAAUCCUGCACGCCAAAUCCGCCCCUUCCUCCCGUCUGUAUUGCCAAAUGAGGCUGCCGGGGAGGGGCUCAUACUCCAUGGCAUGACUAAUCCCCUCCAUGUGCGACAGCUCAUGUGGGUGCUGCCACUGGCAACACCGACAUGCGGCACCAGUGACAUCCUUGUAUGAGUAAUACGGGAUGCCAGGCCCGUACUCGCAUUUGUCGUCCGUGACAUGGUUUUGCCAGCCAUCGGGGAGGGGGCCGAUAAGCAUGUGGGCGACCUGGGGCAAUAGUGAUGGCUCGAGAACCGGAUUCACACCAAGAUAACACGAGUAUCGGACGACCUUUGAUAAACCAAAGAAGCAGAGGUACAUGGUUGGUGUGAGAGUCUUUGUAUGCCAGCUCAUCCUUGGUGGUCGAUUGACAGCUCUUCACCUGAUUGGCAAACAAGGUCAGCUCUGGCGGAAUGUCUUCAGCACUGGAACGCUGCCGAGCCUCCAUCCCAAUAGCGCCCUCAGUCUCUUCCAAGUCAUCCCCCUCUUCGUCACCAUCGUACUCAUCGGCAGCAAAGAGCUCACCGAGCCACUGGGGAACCUUGUAAAAUAGCGAAAACAAGCUCCCCGGCAUGCUUGACAUGCAAUGGGCUGUCUCUUCGGCAUCGAAAGGCACCACUUGCUCCUGCCUCCCGCGCAGAUUGUGAUUGAGGACAGCCCUGAUCUGAUUCUGGCUCUCGCGCCACAUGCUUUGCAAUGUCUCGCUGAAGGCCAGCCAUGUCCCGCUUGGCCGGCUGUCGACCCACGCUCUCGGGGGAGGGCCGUGCGCACCACAAGCGGCCACAGGCUGGAUGUACAAGUCCGAGAGAUCGUGUUUCAGCCCCGUCAGCGGCGGGGGGGGCGGCAGCCGAAGAGGGGCGAUGGGCGGGGGCUGCGAUGAGCGGCCGACUUCAAGUUCAACUUGUUCCAUGUCGUGAUGGCUGGCCUGCACAGCAACCACCUGGGCUUCCACGCCGCGGUGGGAUGGUUCUUGUUGCUGCUCGCCGGCCUGAAUCUCAAACACUGGCUGCAGAGCGGCCGCCAUGGGGGAACAAUUAAGAAUUCACUGCAACCAAUUCCACUGCAAAGCUGCUUCUCGAAGAGCCGAAAGAGCGGCUCCGUGAUGAGGAAGCGAACUGGCUG
Molecule: messenger RNA, 3188 nt
Organism: Vitrella brassicaformis
Lineage: Eukaryota; Vitrellaceae
Source: the annotation of a GenBank genome assembly